Messenger RNA from Candidozyma pseudohaemuli, 1596 nucleotides. RefSeq lists its product as uncharacterized. The record is from RefSeq and is a predicted model, not a curated record. The transcript has a single exon. NCBI's taxonomy places the organism in Eukaryota, Fungi, Ascomycota, Pichiomycetes, Serinales, Metschnikowiaceae. The coding region runs from base 1 to 1596 and encodes 531 amino acids.
AUGCCCACCGUUUCUACCGCCAGCACUAUCACCAAAGCAUCUAAGAAGAAGAGCUUCCCUAAGAAGACGUCCACUGACAGAGGCAGCCUCAAGGAAAGUGACGCCCACAUUAGGGAAAAAAAAUUGAAGGACAAGAAGAGAAAGCGUUCUCAGAGAAAGCGUUCUACUAAGAACCCCAAGGAGGACAAGAAGGAGCCUUCCAAGGAAGACGUCUCCAAGUCCACCCCAGCUCAGGUUAAGCCUGUUGAGUCUACUAAGGAAAAGAAGGAUUCGAAGAAGGUGUUGCUCUCCAACGAGGGCGACUCCUAUUACCCAUCCCACUUCUUCACUUUCCAGCUUAUUUUUGAGGGUUUAGUACCACUCAACCCAGGUCAAACUUCUUACCUUGAGCUCUACAUGGCCCAAAAGAAGGAAGAAUGUCCAGAGGUGAAGGAAACUCCUGAGCCCGAGGUCAUUCCUGUUCAGCACUUGCCUGAACCAGUCAACCCAGUUCAGGAAACUCCAGAACCAAAGGGUACCAUAACUCCAGCUAUUUCCCCUAAGCUCGAGGUUUCUAACAGUGUCCAGGCUGCAACACUCUUGCCCUUGGACUUCCCCGUUUUCAAGACCUGGUCGUCUUUGUCUCAGACUGAAAAGACCUACUACCCAGGCGACUUUCACCACUUCAGAAAGUGCCUCAAGGAAGAGGAAGCUUCCUACCUCCCCAAGGAAUUCUUCUUCUGGCAGGACGCCUUAUCCGAAAAGUCUGAGGAGUCUUUUGACAUCGAGGACUUUUUCGAAUUCCAACUAAUUCUGGAGGAGCUCAUGUCUCUUGACCCACUGAAGAAGACCACCAAGUCAAAGAAGGUCUUCCUCGUGGACGACGGACAAUUUUUCGUCACCGACUUAUUCAGCUUUCAGACCAUUGCUGAGAGUCUCGAAUCACUCGACGGUGAUUUGUCUGACUACGAAUUCUGCUUGCGUGAAGAGCAGUUUGAGUUGUACUCCAGUGGAGAAUCGGAACCAGAACCAGAGCCCGUGAAGACUCAGGAGGUCUACUUCCCCGAGGACUUCUGCAAAUUCUUCCAGCUCUGGACUUCCACUCCCAAGUGUAACGAGGUGUUUCUUCCAAACGACUUCUACUUUUGGAAGGAUGCCACAAACGACGAAGACACUCCCACCUUUUUGCCAAGGGACUUUUUCCACUGUCAGAGUGUCUUCAACGAAAAGAUCAACGAGUCCUUCCUUCCCCAGGACUUCAGCUUCUUUCAGAACAUCGUUGAUUCAAAGCCCUCUGUGGUUUCUGAAACCAAUGAUGAAACAAGGGCCUCCAAUCUUCCCCUGGAGCGCCUGACUUCGGAGUUCUUUCCAAAGGGCUUUGUGCCCUGGAAGAGACAAACCGAGAAGGUGACUUCGUACCUUGGAGUCAUUUUCAAGCUUCCGAAGAACUUCCCCACCGAGACUGUAAAGCCUACGGUGAAGCCACAGAAUCUGCAUCCUGACGAGGUUUACGAACUGGAUAGUUCGGAGCAAUCGUCCAUAUUCGACAUGGUCCGCCAUUGGGAUGCAGAUUUGAGUGACUCUGAUUUUGACGUCUGCCUUGAGAAGGUGGACUGA